Molecule: messenger RNA, 594 nt
Organism: Penicillium cinerascens
Lineage: Eukaryota; Fungi; Ascomycota; Eurotiomycetes; Eurotiales; Aspergillaceae
Product: MARVEL domain-containing protein
Exons: 4
Coding region: 1-594 (197 amino acids)
Cellular component (GO): membrane
Source: RefSeq, a predicted model, not a curated record
AUGCCAUUCACGGUGGUCUCUGUGCCCCUUACCCUGCUGACCCGCUUCAUGCAAUGGUCAAGCGCUGUCAUUGUGAUGGGACUCACAUCGUACUUUAUGCAUAACUGGCCAAAAGGAGAGCAUACUAUCUAUCAAGAAGUUAUUUCAACGAUGUCGGUUGCCUUUUUCCUGCCCGCCUUCGUGUCUCCCUUCAUGCCGAACCUCUUCAGCAAAUUCGUUACUCCGAUUGAUAUCAUUUUCUCAUACCUGUGGUUGACGGCCUUCAUUUUUGCCGCUCAAGACUAUAUCUGGAAGAAUUGUGCGACCAAAGCUCCGGCUGGAGCCAGCUGCGCUCUCAAAAAGGCUAACGAGUCCUUUAUGUUCCUUGCCUUUUUCUUCACAAGCCUUGCGAUCUUCCUAGAGCUAUUCAAUCUUUGGUCCUAUCGCAAGGAAAAUGACUUUACAGAAGAGAGAAAAAUAACGCUCAUCGUGCACAAGAUGGGCCUAGCGAUACCGCUGCUUAAAGAAGGGCGUCUAUCAAUGAGGCUUACAAUGAGCGGGAGGAUCGGCAACAUGUGUGCCAGAAGGAGGCUGAUGGUUUGUGUUACUGUAUGA